UGGAACCAACAUGACAAGGAUUCGCAUAGCCUGUACGUCGUUUGCUACUUGCAAACUCGAUUCUGCUGAUGCCGAACCCGGCGGCCGCGACGACUUUCAGCCGUCGAACCAAGAAUGGCAAAGCAAGGACCCUAGCACUGGGGUUCCCCAGUUGGUGACACCCCCUUCGGGGAAUUCAUUUGUUGAUUGGCACCAUGGCCCUGCUUUCCCGUCGUGGACUGCUUCUGCUGGCUUGGUCCUUUUUUUUUUUCUCCUCUCCCACGCGCUAGGUCUGCCCGCUGCAUACACUUCAUGAUUUGGGCCACUUAUCUGCAAUAAGUCAUAGACUGAGACCAGCCAGAGAGACAGGGGUUUUGCUUGUCCUUCUAUUUGUAACCCCCAUGCCUCCCCGGUCUGUCGCGUGAGUUGCGUCGAGCCACAUAUAAGUAUAUCGCGCAUGCAUCCUCCCUUCCGUCACGUCUUUGCCCUAUUUAGUCCUUGACCUGUCCGCUACUUGACGUGUCGAGUUCCAAUCGGAGCCACAUCCUAGCACUUCCACAAGCCGAUACUAGGGGAGAAAAACGUCAUCCGAACCUCAGCAAUUGGCGUGCACAAGAUAGGCUCCUCCGGUCCAGCAGUCACAGAGCAUUCCGCUCGACCCUUCUGCUGAAGUACACCAUGUCGUACUCGUGGAUAGGGGCCCCGGCCGAAUUUAACGGCACCAAUGCCGAGACAGGUGGUAACUCCGCCACCGAAAAUCUGAACCAAUGGUACCAAUCCGGAGACCAGGCCUUCAUCCUGGUCUCCUCGUGUUUGGUCCUCAUCAUGAUACCCGGGAUCGCCUUCCUCUACUCGGGUUUGGCCAGGAGGAAGUCUGCUCUGUCUUUGAUAUGGGUGGUCAUGAUGUCCUUUAGCGUGGUCAUUUUCCAGUGGUACUUUUGGGGUUAUUCCCUGGCCUUCAGCACCUCGACGACAAACGGUUUCAUCGGCGACCUCAGCAAAUUCGGCCUCAUGAACACCCUCGGAAAGCCCUCGCAAGGGUCGCCGCUUAUCCCCGAGCUACUCUACUCGUUCUACCAGAUGCAGUUCUGCGGUGUCACCGCAGCCCUGGUGAUCGGAGCCACGGCUGAGCGCGGUCGUGUCGUCCCCGCCAUGGUCUUCACUUUCUUUUGGGCCACCAUUGUCUACUGCCCUCUGGCCCAUUGGGUUUGGAAUGCCAAUGGCUGGGCCUUCAAGUACGGCGUGCUCGACUACGCCGGUGGUGGCCCCGUCGAGAUCGGUUCCGGAAUGUCUGCGCUGGCCUACUCGUGGGUCCUCGGACGCCGCAAUGAGAAGAUGAUGCUGAACUUCCGCCCGCACAACAUCUCGCUCAUCACUCUCGGAACUAUCCUCCUUUGGUUCGGCUGGUUGGGAUUCAACGGCGGCUCCGCAUUUGGAGCUAACCUUCGCGCCGCUAUGGCCUGCUGGAACACUUGUUUGACCGCCAUGUUUGCAGCCAUGACCUGGACCCUUCUCGACUUCCGUCUGGCCAAGAAAUGGUCACUUGUCGGUUGGUGUUCGGGAACCAUUUCGGGACUCGUUGCAGCGACACCAGCUUCCGGCUUCAUUCCUCCGUGGGCUAGUAUUGUGCUGGGUGUUGUGACUGGUGUCUGCUGCAACUUUGGCACAAAGGUCAAAUUCCUCCUCCGCAUCGACGACUCCCUCGACGUGUUCGCCGAGCAUUACAUCGGUGGCGUUGUCGGCCUCUUCUUCAACGGCUUCUUCGCGGCCGACUACAUCAUUGGUCUCGACGGUGUCAACACCGGCCUCGUCACGGGUGGUUUCCUGAACCAGAACUACAAGCAGCUCUACAUCCAGAUUGCAUUCAUCGUCGCCGCCUCGGCCUACUCGUUUGUCGUCUCUGCGAUCCUGGCCAAGAUCAUCGACAUGAUUCCUGGUCUCAAGCUCCGUGCCGACGAGAAGGCCGAACUGCUCGGCAUGGAUGACGAUCAGCACGGAGAGUUCGCCUACGACUACGUCGAGGUCCGCCGGGACUACCUUGCCUGGACUCCUGCGGAGAGGGACCCCAAGGAGGAUGGACAUGCCGUCGUGCCACAACUGGGGAUCGAGGGGCACCAGACCAUUCACGACAACAUCAUCAAUGGUGUUGGGAGUGUGAGGCACACACCGGCAGUUCCCAACGAUGCUCAUGCACAGCACGACUCGGAAAAGCCCAAGUCAGUUGACCGUUCCUCUGAAUAAAUUGAGGCGCCAGUCAUGUUUCUUACUUCUUGUCUUUAUUCACAGAUAAACCACUGUCGAUGUUUUCUUAUUUGUCGAAGGGAUAGAUAUUUCUCUUUUUAAAAACUGGAUCGUACUGAUUCGGUCGUCGUCGUCAUCGCCAUGACUGAAUGGCGCUGUAUUCUUGAUAUUCCUUGGGGGACAGUGAUCCAGACGAGCUUUGGCAAUUAAUGACUAUUGCCGAGCCAACACAAACCCUCAAGUCCAAGCUGGUCUAUGUGAGCAUUAUUCGGCGAUUAGCGCUCAAUUUUCCCUUCUUGUUAGUGUAAUAAUACCCAAAUGAGCGAUUCGCACCGCCCAACGGUUUAACUCUUGUAGGAAUUGCACGCAGGCAGGUCCUUGAAUUGGAUGAACAAAAAGGAGUCCAGUUCAGUCGAGCU
Molecule: messenger RNA, 2639 nt
Organism: Pyricularia oryzae 70-15
Lineage: Eukaryota; Fungi; Ascomycota; Sordariomycetes; Magnaporthales; Pyriculariaceae
Product: ammonium transporter MEP1
Exons: 4
Coding region: 658-2220 (520 amino acids)
Biological process (GO): ammonium transmembrane transport
Cellular component (GO): plasma membrane
Molecular function (GO): ammonium channel activity
Source: RefSeq, a predicted model, not a curated record